Rhineura floridana is the source of this 1119-nucleotide messenger RNA. It is a transcript of the gene SELENOW, whose product is annotated as selenoprotein W. The transcript has 6 exons. NCBI's taxonomy places the organism in Eukaryota, Metazoa, Chordata, Lepidosauria, Squamata, Rhineuridae. Gene Ontology annotation, biological process: response to selenium ion. The record is from RefSeq and is a predicted model, not a curated record. Gene Ontology annotation, cellular component: cytosol.
UCCCCUCCUUCCGGAGGUAGUGGUGUAGCCCGAACGUCGUGAUAAAAGCCUCCUUCUCGCAAGGUUUCUAAGCAGACGUUGGAGGCCUGAGAAAGUGGUUGUUUGUGAGUGUGACGGGCAGCGGAUAUAGACGGCAUCAUGCCUCUCCGAAUCAAAGUGGUUUAUUGUGGGGCCUGAGGAUACAGUCCCAAGUAUCAGCAGCUCAAGAAGGAACUCGAAAAGGAGUUUCCGGGCAAGCUGGACAUAAGUGGUGAAGGGACUCGUGAGGUCACAGGAUGGUUUGAAGUUAUGGUGGCUGGGAAGCUGGUGCACUCCAAAAAGAAUGGAGAUGGCUUUGUGGAUAAUAAUGCCAAGCUAAGCAAGAUAAUCAUGGCCAUUAAGGGAGCCUUGGCAUAAUGAUGGCUGUAAGAAUGCACCAACAGCUCAGUGGAUAACAGAGUUCAAAGAAAAAUCUGUUUUGUUCAUCUUGGCCGAGCGCUUGAUGACGGGAGCUGCUGAAAUGUCGUCAGACGCGUGGCAGUUCCCUGAAAACCUUUGCGUAGGAUGCCAGCUUGAGCAAAGCCUGAUGGAAGAAUUUGGGCUCUGAAUAAGAUGUGCUUCGACACCCAUCUGCGGAACUGGGUUUGGCCUCACAGCUGUGACGCCUAACACCUUGGUUUUCUGUACUCAUUGUGUGCUGCAUGUGAUCUCGACUUUUUCUGUUCUGGUUUUAAUAGUUGAUAUUUUAAUGGUGGUAACUCUGAUCUAGGAUCACCAUGGAGGAUAGGAAUAGUGGAGACCCCUCACAAAAAAGUUGUUUCUGGGUUCUGAGGUUAUGCAAUGCUCCUCAGUGCUUUCAGCUUUCUAUGAGGCAAUCAUGUACAAUACGCUUACAGAGUGCUUCCAAUAUAUGUUGAAGUCUAAUUCUCAUCCAGCCAAAAUGCUUGCCUUUCAAUUAACCAACUUUCUAGGCUUAAAACAUGGAACUCGAGUAUUUUCUUGUUCUUUUCCCUCCCCCUCCCAAUUUUCAUGAUGCAUCAUCUGUUUUUUGCUACUUUGCUGUUUUUUUUUAAAAAAAAAAGCUGAAUCCAGUGGGCAUCCAAUAAAAGACAUUGCAAGAUAUUGCAACCUGUGUGAAAA